Hemiscyllium ocellatum (epaulette shark) is the source of this 981-nucleotide messenger RNA. RefSeq names its product transmembrane protein 35B-like. The transcript is spliced from 3 exons. The coding region runs from base 1 to 420 and encodes 139 amino acids. Lineage: Eukaryota; Metazoa; Chordata; Chondrichthyes; Orectolobiformes; Hemiscylliidae. The record is from RefSeq and is a predicted model, not a curated record.
AUGGCGCUUGUGUUCGUGGUUAUUCGCGUCUUGUUGGGGCUGUUCUUCAUGCUGACGGGAGCGAUCAAGCUGACGGAUCGGAUCUCCCCGGAGUUGCAUGCGGAGGCGGUUGAUGAGUUUGUGAAAUUCGCUCAAGUGUUUCCUUUAAUCGAUGAGGGGAUCGAGGUCGAUCCCAUGAAUUACCAAAAGGCAGUAGGCUGGAUCGAAUUGAUUGGAGGUUUUCUCCUGGCGUUUGGGUUGAAGUUCAUGCAGGAAGUCAGUAAUAUUGCCCUUUCAAUCGUCAUGAUGGGUGCCAUUCAUUCCCUCAUGGUGCUGAAGAAACCCCUUUACAUGUGUAUACCAGCUUCUGUCUGCCUUGGUUUACUGCUGCUUCUCCUUUAUGUGUGGAGAAGAGACAAAGGGAAGCAAAAGGAAGAAUAAACAACGCUCUGUUCCAGUCUCUGUUCCAGUUAUGGUCCAGUUUGAACCUUACAUGAUCUUGCAGUAGUUUAAAAGCAUUUAGAAAAUAAGUGCGACAUGACAAUUAGUACAGUGCUUUGAUCAAAAUUUUGUAGGUUGGCUGGUAAUAAGGAGGGAAUUUUGCCAAUUGAAUAUUUAGUGAAAUCAUGAAGGCGUAAACAGUUUUCUUGUAACAUGUGUGGCCACAAGAUUGGUGUCUGGAAGAGGAAGAGACGUUCAGAAGCUCAAUGUCAAAGUUUAUAGAUUGACUGAAACAAAAAAAAACUUGCUGGAGAAACUCACCAGAUCUGGUAGCAUCAGAAUUAAUGUUUUGGAUUAACUCCACAGAUGCUAUGAGACCUGCUGAGCGUUUCCAGCAAUUUGUGUUCUUGUUUCUGAUUUAUAGCAUCCGCAGUUCUUUUGGCUGUUUAGGCUUGACAGACAGGAAUGGAGACAGUAGAUGUAAACAUAUCUGGCAUGUGUUUUAUGUUUGCAGAUUACAGGAGGUAGAUUGAGUACUUUACACAAAACAUUUGCAAAAUA